UAAUGGUGCAUUUGCGAGGAUGGAUGUCGCGUCGCACUAUAGAAGUCGCGCAGAAACCCCCACUAAGAAAAUAGUUUUCAGGCUUCAGAUUUCUCAGCGUCAUAACUGUUAGUUUCGCACCAUAACAUCAACAUUAUGGCAGACACCGAAAAGAAGGCCGGUGAUGACUUGGCUACUCUAAAAACUACGGUCGGAACUAUCAAAAAUUUAAUACAACAGCUACAAGCCUCCGCGAAAGCUCCGGAAGAUGUCAAGGAGGGGUCAUCUUCCGAAGAGACCGAGCAACCUAAGCAUGCAGAUGUCAACGCUAUUGACCUUGCCCAUGAUUCAGCGAGUCUCAUUAAGGCGCAUUCAACAAAGCUGUCUCUCUUGAUUAUCAAUAAACCAUUUACGGCGUCGGCAAUCAAUAAAGUGUUGCGCGAACUUGUGGCUGGACCCUUACCAGGCCUGGCAUCUGCCGUCGAAAUUUGCAACGCAGCGAAAUAUACGAAGGCUAUGAGUGAGGAACUACAGUGGAGAGUGAAGAAGGUCUUGACGGAGUUGUCAACUCUCAUCGACGCAAUUCCUCUGGAUGGGAAAGUUCUGAGCGAGGAUAAGAAGAAUGGGACGGGGAAAUCGAGUGGGAAGGGUAGUUUGGCUUCGACAGGUGUUGUAUGGGAUGCCUGUGAUUCUGUCAUGGGGCUGAAGACUUUAGGUGUAGCAGGAUUGGCUAUGAAGAAAGCAGAAGAAUAUCGAGAUUUAGUCAAGGAUGCGCUCGAAGAGUUACAAGCAUGGGCGGAGGAGGAAUCGGAUGACGAUGAAGAUGAUGAGGAUGAGAAUAGUGGUGAUGAAGAUGACGAGAAGAAAGACCCUCAAGAUAUUGUGGAUGAUCUUUUUGGAUCCCAAUCACAUAUACCCAAGGGCGACCCGGAAAAGAUUCGUGAAAAGCUCGAAUCGUCAACGAAAAGAUUAAGACUUAUAAUUCUAAUGUACCAAGCGGUCGAGAAGAGAAGGUUAAAGACACUUCCUCGUCUACCGCAUCCCGAGUUGCCUGCACAACUGAAGGAGAAAUCCCCCGAAGACCCAGGUAUAGUAGAGUGCUUAGAUGAGGUACUUGUAAGAAUGAAGAAAAUUACAAACCUCACGGAUGAUUUAGCAAGUGCCUUCUAUGAUUUGGAUAGUGCUGCAAUUGAUAAGCUCAUGGAUGAGACUUGGUUUACGGGUUUUGCCACAGUUGAAUUACUGAUCAAGAAUUGGGAGGGACAAAAAGAUGAUUUCACUACUUGGGUGCGUAUGAUCUUCUGAGGAUUGGAUCGUUUUGCUAAUACUCCCUAGGCAUACAAAUUUCAGCUUGCUAUGAAAAAGGGCUGGUAAAAUCAUUAGGGCAAAAAAUCCAGAGAAAUAUCAUUCUGCCAUUACAUCGGCAUCUUAUGUUCUACCUAUACUUUGAUGUUUGGUCAAUUAUUAGAUGCAUCCUAAUAAGCGCAUCUGUGGAGGAGCUUAGGUUAUGGAUGUUGUCAAAGAGGAAAUGCUUUGGACUCCUGGUUGGUAUAUUUAGAAUACAAAAUGAUAUGAUACCCAAAGCAAUACGAAGUCAUCUUUUGAUUUCUUCGAAUCACAAUCAGGAUU
Messenger RNA from Sclerotinia trifoliorum, 1608 nucleotides. Lineage: Eukaryota; Fungi; Ascomycota; Leotiomycetes; Helotiales; Sclerotiniaceae. The record is from the annotation of a GenBank genome assembly.